AUGAAGUCCAGCACGGCCGCCCCGUCCAAGGGCAAGGCGGCGUUCGAGCUCAAGCACAGGCUGCUCCAGGCCCUCAACAAGAUCGCCGACAGGGACACCUACCAGAUCGGCCUCAGCGAGCUCCACGCCACCGUCGACGCCCUCGCCCCGGACAUGGUUGGCCCCUUCCUCUCCUGCGUCAUCGACACCGACGCGGACCAGAAGAGCGCGGUGCGCAAGGAGUGCGUCAAGGCCAUCGGCGCGCUGGCGCGGUCGCACGGGGCCCUGCUGGCGCCGCACAUGCCCAAGCUGGUCGCCAGCGUCGUCCGCCGCCUCAAGGACGCCGACUCCGUCGUCCGGGACGCGUGCGUCGACACCUGCGGCACCCUCUCGGCGUGCGCCAGGGAGUUCGGGGACGGCGGCGCCGCGCUGGUCGCGCUGGUGCGGCCGCUGUUCGAGUCGCUGGGCGAGCAGAACAGGUAUGUCCAGGCCGGGGCCGCGCUCUGCCUGGCCAAGGUCAUCGAUGAGAGCAGCUACUUCCCUGGCCCUGUUCUGCCGCAGAUGCUUGUCCGUGUUGUUAAGAUCCUCAAGAACCCGCAUUUCAUGGCCAAGCCCGCCGUGAUCGAGCUGCUCAGAAGCAUUGUUCAGGCUGAAGGUGCUUCUACAGAGCAGGCUUUAUCAUCAGCACUAACAAGUAUUAUGGAUUCCCUGAAGAGUAGUGACUGGACUACAAGGAAAGCAGCUUCUCUAGCUCUUUCAAGUAUUGCUGUCAGCUCUGGAUAUUUGGUUGCGUCUUUCAGAACUUCCUGCCUUCGAUCCCUUGAACGCUGUAAAUUUGACAAGGUAAAACCGGUGCGUGAUGCUAUUACCCAUGCCAUACAGUUGUGGAAAGCUAUUCCAGGGUCUGAGACUCCUGAACCAUCAGAAGCUGGAUCAUCCACAAAAGAAAACUUUUUUGGCGACCAUAAUGAUGCCAGAAGUGUACAUGAUGGUGGAUCAAGAGCGACUUCUUUUAGGAGAGUUGAGCCUACACCUUCAGCAUCUGUUGUCAGUGGCAGUUCUAUCACUUCGGUAAAGAAGAGAUCCCCAUUGUCUGUCAACAAGAUACCUCAAAACAAUGCCUCAAAUCAGCAGCAUUUGAAGUCAAGUGACUGGCAUGUGGAAAUAUCAGUCCCUAAGCAGAAUACAGUGCCAGAUCUAGUGAAAAAGGGAUAUGGCAGCAACCGCAUGUUGAAAUAUGCAAAAGGAAGUCCUUAUGGAAUUGUAGAUGAAGACAUCAAGUCUGACUAUGACCCUAUGGAUGAUAAACAAGAAUGCUCCUCUUUAUCAGAAGUAGCCAGCAGGAGCUAUGAGACGAAGCAUGUCACCUCUGCUCUGGAAGUCACUGAAGAUGUCACUGAGCUUUGCCCUAGGGCCCGAGAGACCAAGAGCAUAGACUCCACUGUUACAGAUGUCACUUCACAUGGCACACAUACUUGUUGUCUGAGUGCGACAAAAGAACUAGCCCUUAUUAGGAAGCAACUACAAGAGAUGGAAAGGAAGCAAGCAAAUCUUUUUGAUCUUUUGCAGGAGUUCAUGUCGAAUUCUGUGGAGAACAUGUCAGUGCUGAACUCAAAAGUACACAAUUUGGAGUAUGCUGUAGACAAAACUGUGUAUACAAUUACUCAGAGUGAAAGCCGCUAUCAACUUCCUGGCUCCAAGGGUUUUAAGAACCAGAGUGUCUCUUCUUCACCCAGGCUUUCUAAUUCAACACCUAGAUCAUCCGUUGAUGCCAACUUUAGGCCACCAACAAUUCCUCAUUUGAAACAAGAGAAGAAGUGGGCUCACGAUCUACCAUCUAAGGGCAUGAGCACUUGUGUAAAAGAGGGUCAUGAAUUUCUGAAGGCCCAUGCUCGUAACAGAGUUAUGAAGCCUGGGGCUGGGAGCUCAGAGGAAAGUUACAUUCCAAGUUUAGUGAGGGAUCGAGCAUCUGGGGUCAAGGGGACCUUCCCGGUUCCAUUUACGAGUCCAUGUGAUCAGUCUGAUCUGCAAAAUGCAUUGUGUGCUUCUAAUCAGGCUGGCGAGUUUCGCGGUGCUGACGGCAUGGAGCCUGCAUAUGCUGAAGCCCUUAGCUAUGGUGAUUCUGAUGAUCUGAUUGACCUGAUGGACAGAACUGGGCCUGUUCUUGACAAGCUGUCGCGUGAAACGGCAAAUGAACUUUUAAGGGUUAUUGCUGACCAGUUCCUUGGCACAAAGUUAUUUGACUUGGCCCUACCUUGGAUUCAGCAGGUGGUGGAUCUAAGCACGGUUUACAAGCCGAGCCAAGUCUUUGUGUCCGCGAGAGCACAGAGGGAGUUCCUUGCUGCACUGGAGGAAGCAGCAACCAGCGGAUCCACAGAACCAGCCGUCAGAAUCGCCAUCGUGCAGCUUGCAUUUAAACUGACCAAGGCUUGUGAGGCCGCCCCAUGCAGGAAAAUCUCAACCAGAGUAUCCAGGGGAAGCGAAUCCGUCGUCAUGGCCACCGUGAUGUGA
This is a messenger RNA of Triticum turgidum subsp. durum (durum wheat), 2490 nucleotides long. The record is from the annotation of a GenBank genome assembly. Lineage: Eukaryota; Viridiplantae; Streptophyta; Magnoliopsida; Poales; Poaceae.